Messenger RNA from Chironomus riparius, 1798 nucleotides. Lineage: Eukaryota; Metazoa; Arthropoda; Insecta; Diptera; Chironomidae. The record is from the annotation of a GenBank genome assembly.
AUUGAAUUCGCUGCAUUGCUUUUUCAAAAAUAUUUAUAACGGAAAAAAGUUAAGAAUAGAUGCUUAAUCUGACUGGAACUCUGUCGAUUAGUAACUUACUGCUUAAAUUUCAGUUUAGUUAAGUUAAAACUUGCUCGAGAAGACUUCACUUCUCAGUUUAUAUUUGUACUUGAUCGGCUAACAAUCAUUAUGAGCGCAGGUGAAGUUAUUAAAUGUCGUGCAGCUGUUUCCUGGGGUGCUAAUGAGCCCUUGGUUAUGGAAGAUGUUGAAGUUGCACCACCAAAAGCUGGAGAAGUUCGUGUAAAGAUUAUGGCGACUGGAGUUUGCUUCACUGACAUCUCUGCAUCCCGUGGAAAGAUCCUCGAUGUCCAUUUCCCAGUCGUUCUUGGACAUGAAGCAGCAGGAAUUGUCGAGUCAGUUGGCGAGGGAGUCACGACAGUUAAAGAAGGUGAUCAUGUUAUUACACUUUUCUUGCCUCAAUGCAAAAAAUGCCGAGUCUGCAAACUCGAUGAUUCCAAUACUUGUCUGGAAUUCACAAGCGGAUCUCAGUCACGUCAAUUGAUGGCUGAUGAGACCACGAGAAUCACAUGCAAGGGAAAGCAACUUUUACAAUUCUUGGGUGUUUCGUCAUUCUCUGAAUAUACAGUCUUGAAGGAAUUCAAUUUGACUAAAAUCAAUCCAGCUGCACCAUUGGAUAUUGCUUGCUUAUUGAGUUGUGGAUUCCCAACAGGCUAUGGUGGUUCAGUUAAGACAGCAGCAGUCAAGCCAGAUUCAGUCUGUGCUGUUUGGGGUUUAGGAGGAAUUGGACUUGCCACUGUACUUGGAUGUAAACAUCGUGGAGCAAAAACUGUCAUCGGUAUUGACUUAAAUGAUGCCAAACGUGAAAUUGCUGCUGAAAUGGGAGUCACUGACUUUAUUAAUCCAAAAGAGGUUGAAGGUCCAAUGGACAAGUACUUGAACGAUAAAUUCGGAUGUGUUGACUACACAUUUGAGUGCAUCGGUAACAUGUACACUGUUAAACAGUCUUUGGAAUGUGCAGCAAUUGGCAAUGGCGUUUGUGUUUUAAUCGGAGUUCCACCACAAGAAAUGGAACUGAAUAUUCUUCCCAUUCACUUCUUGUUGGGUAAGAAAUUGACUGGCGAACUGUUUGGAUCAUUUAAAGGCGUCGAUGAGGUUCCUUUAUUGGUUGAAAAGUAUCUCGAUGGAAAAUUGCCACUUGACAAGUUCAUCACACACAGAAUCAAGCUUGAACAAGUCAAUGAAGGAUUUGACAUGAUGAAGGAAGGAAAAUGUCUCAGAACCGUUAUUAAAAAUGAAUAAGACAGCAUUCAGCAUGCGUACUUUUAAUAUUAAUAAAUAUAUAGUAGAAGUGAAGAGCGAUUUAUAUGCAGUACAAACUUAGAAUGUCCAUAACUUAUUAUAAUUUAUGUCGUUUUUGUUAUCACUGCUUUUUUGGACAGUCUGAGGGCUGUCAUGUCAUUUAUUAGCUUGUACUGAUUUUAUUGUUUGUCACUUUGAUGUUUUUGGAAGUAUUACCGUAAUAAGCAGUGGAUAAAUACUCAACUAUUGAGCAAUAUGACUUGAAGUGAGUCUAAGAAUUGAGAUCUGCAGCACUGCAUUUAUCAUUAAUGUAUUUAUAAAUCUAGCAAAUCUAUACCAAAUAUUCAAUAAAAGCUCUUCCAUGAGAAAUGGUUACCUCACAUAUCAGCUAUGUGUUGCACAUGUUUAUUAGUAUUGCUCUGUAUUUGCUUAUUCUCGUUUCAUAACAAGUCAUGACUUUGAAAAGGAAUGUGUUUUU